UUCGAUAUAUAACGCUAUAAUUAUAAAUAAACCCUUUAAUACCUACUUACUUUUAUAUCUAAUAAGAUAGAUCUAUUAACUACUAUAUAAUAGACACCCUAGCUAAAAGACCACAAUUCCAAGUUGCCUCACAACUUAGAAUCUAGCAGUUAUUAACCUGUACCGUCACACCUAAGUACAAAUGUUGUUAGCAGUACCGGGGGUCGUAAGGCUUCCUAGCUAAUAGAAACAGAGGGAAAUUACUUACCAAGGUAGGUACACCACACGUGCGAGGUAGCUGCUAUGAUCCUCUAGCUUAUAACCACAUGUUAUCCUUUGGGACGGUAGGAACAGGUGCCAUUGCCCCACUCUGUCAGGUUAGUAUUCUAUAUGGGUAGCUGGCUGGAUAGCCCCUUAGCCACAUCCUGUCUUUUGCCAUCCCGGAACAAAUAAACAGAGUGGCAAAAAUGGGAAAGGAAGCAUUCGAAAGGCUAGUUCGACUCCGAUCCGAAACAACACCAACAAUGGCAAGGUUCGCAUUAUUCCCAUUGGCUUUUUGACACAGUCACAAGCGUCGUGGAAACUUGAUGCCUGUCAUUGGGCCUCCUCGCCCGUCAGGCUGGAGCCCCUCCGCUCCCACAUAUCGGGGCUCGUCGUUUUUCUCGAUAAUUCAUUGCACUGCGGGUUGUUGAUGUCCGUAAGGUGGCUGGCUGGCGGAUUAAAACAGUGCAUCCCAAACACAAUGGUGUGUCUUGUCUUUGAGCCAUGAUUGACACGGAAUGUGGAGGUGCCUACUAGUAUAGGUCAAUUGUCAAUCAGGGACCAGGGAAGAGCAACGAUAUAGCACUAGUGCAAGGAACCCUAACCCGUUUUGACGUCCAAUCCACCCAUUGAGGGCUCUGUAGAAGGAGUUUGCGAGCUGUUGGCGGGCCGGUGGGUCUAUCGCUCCUGCCGUGUCCGCCGCGGUCUUGACUCGGACCGGGAUCAGGCUGUCUCGGGGCGACCACCUGAGGUCCGUCCAAGGGGGCGAGAAGGCCCCAAGACGUGGAAGCUUGUGGUUGAAUCCUUGAGCGCCCGAAUCUGACCCCGUGGACCAUCGCAUCGAGGCGGUGAGUCAGUCGGGCUGACUUGAUGACCUCGGGGGCGUUGGACGAAAGGCCGUCUCACAUAAUAUGGGGCAAGAGCCGCCGCCACAUAAAUUGUGACUGUAAGUCGGCGUCCAGCCCCGAGUCCCGGGCAGAGCAGAGAGCACCGUCCUCGACCGGCAAGUAGCAAACAACACCAUCUGCGCCCUUGCCCAGUACGGUCUCUUCUGCAGCCAACAUGAAGGUCGAGCAGCCCCGGGCUCCUGCAUACACGCUGCCCAGCAACAUCGCCACCCUGCAGCAUGAGGCACAGCAGCCAACGCCACUGCAGACAACCACAACUGUCCAGCUCGACACCACCCUGGCCGAGCUCUACCAGGCCAAUGGGAUACCGGGGCCCUUCAUCGUGACCAUGUACUGUGUCUUUGCACACAUGGAUCUGCACCCGGCCUGGCCGCGUGAGCUGGUCUACCCGGAGGACGAGGAGCCCGUGCCUUAUUCCCCAGAAGACGAGCAGGAGAUUGCGAGAUUGCGCAACAUCAUAUUGGGCAUGAAGCCCCUCCGCAGGGCCUUUGGGGUGGGUAACAUGGAUGUGCUCCUCCUCGCCCCAAAUGUCACGGCCCAGGCCAUGGAGAGGGCGCUGUCACAGCUAGCGCCCAACCAGCGGCACCGUCCCGUGAUAGUGGACCUCGACCGCCAGGACGUCGCCGCCCAGCUGAGGAGGGCCACCUCCGGGAAGAAGCUCCUGUUCUGGCGGCCCCAAGGGUGGAUGGACGAGCACGACUGCCUCCUCCGCCCGAGGGAGAUGUUCGAUAUCAACAGCAAGGAAUUUCUUGUCCAAUCCGGCAUGCGCACCCCACCAUCUGAGGUCGUCAACCUGCAGACCGUCGAUUUGCCCGCCAAAUCCUGCCUGUUCUGGGCCAGGCCGCUCCCGUUCGUGGUCAAACUGUACCGUGCGGGAUGUAGCUUCGGCACCUACAUUGUCAAGACGGAGCGUCAGCGAGACGAGAUGGUUGAGGCCAUGGCCAAGUACAAGGCACGCGGGACGACCGAGGUGCUGCUGAGCAAGUACAUCGACCUGGUGCAGGACCUGAGCGUGCACUUCUUUGUCGGCGCGCCGGGAACGGCGCACGACAGAGAUAACCCGCAGAUCCUUGGGGUCACGGUCCAGACACUGACUGACGCCGGGAAGUGGACUGGGGGCCACAUCGACUUCAGCAAGCAGGCGGAGCUGCAGGAACUGGUGUGGGAGACUGUGCGGGACACCACGAGAAGGAUGCCCGAGACGUUUAUGGGCUGGGCUGGGGUGGACAUCGUCGUGGACAGACAAGGUGGGCAGUGGGUCGUCGAUCUGAACGCCCGCUUCACUGGGUCCAUGCCCAUAUGCCUCAUGUCUGGCCAUUUCUGGAAGCAAAGGGGGCUGCCAUUGGCCCAGUUCUCGGCAGUGGAGUAUGGAGGGGACGUGGAUUGCAUCUACACCCGGCUUGAGAGGUUGGUGCAGGCUGGCCAGAUUGUGGUCACGGCAACAGCGAGCAUUGGGGAGGGUUGCAACAUGGCAGACGUGAUGUGGGGUGGGAAGAAUAUGACAGAGUUGGCGGAGGUUCAGACAUGGAUUAGACAGGCGCUUGCGAGGGCACCCUAG
This is a messenger RNA of Diaporthe batatas, 2706 nucleotides long. RefSeq lists its product as uncharacterized. The record is from RefSeq and is a predicted model, not a curated record. Bases 1303 to 2706 code for a protein of 467 amino acids. NCBI's taxonomy places the organism in Eukaryota, Fungi, Ascomycota, Sordariomycetes, Diaporthales, Diaporthaceae. The transcript has a single exon. Gene Ontology annotation, molecular function: metal ion binding; ATP binding.